UUCAGAGGGCAAGAAAACGCAUUCAGAGACACUCAGAGAUGGCCGGGGGACUAAUUCUGACAGGACUGCUGCUCCUGGUUUGGCAGCAGACGGAUGUACAAGCGCACACGUUGAGCAGACACAGCUCUGACAGCAACAUGGCCAAGCUCAAGAGCUUGCUGCAGCAGUUUGAGGAGGCCCUGGCAACAGAAGAGGCAUCAGAGAGAGCCGUAGAUUAUGAAGACAGCAACACCGUGCUGGAGCAGAGCCCCCCUUCCACAUCCUGGGACAGAGACCGAGAGGAAGCAGCAGCUCCGGGGGAGGACUCCAACCCCUCGGAUGGAUUUGACACACAGAGAAAUCGCCUGCUAGAUCUCCUAUUGUCGACCCGAAGCAAAAGCUUGUCUGGCUGUUUUGGGGGAAGGCUGGAUCGCAUAGGGUCUUCCAGCACCCUCGGUUGCAACUCUAAAAAAGGUUAGCUGCAAUACGCGGAUACAGUGAUUUUAAAAUGACGGUAACACUUUACAAUACGGCUUAAUUUGUUAACAUUAAUAAACAUGAACUAACACUUUAAUACAUUAGUAAAUAAUUAUUGAUAAUUACUAGCAUAGCGGCAAAAUGAAAAGUAUUUUAAUGUAAAUUAAUACAUCAUGAAAUAAAAUAAACUAAUGUCAUUAAUAAUGUAAUUUAAUAACCAAUGUUAACGAAUAAGACUCUAUUGAGUGUUGCUGAAAUUACAAUAUAUUUAUGAUUGAUGAACAAACUUAGUGUUUGGAUUAAUUUAUGAGUAUUUAAAUGAGGAAAAGUAGAUCCACGUUUUUGUUUUUUAAAUGACCUUUGCCUUCAGUAAGUAACAUUAAAUGGAUUUGCAAUGUUACAAACCAACUUUUAAAAGAACAGUGUUUGACGGAAUAAUACCUACUAUUAAAAAUAGGAAUAAAACAUUAAACAAUCCAGCCUGAUCUCACGAGAAAAUGUAUUUUACGUUCGGCCAAUUUAGUGGCUAAUUCGUAUGAAUUCGUACGAGUACAGUCGUUUGAAAUUGUACAAUUUUUAAAAGGAGGCGUGGCACCUAACCCCACCCCUAAACCCAACUGUCAUUUGGGGAUGAGCAAAUCAUACUAAGUUGUACGAAUUAGAUCGUACGAAUUCAUACGAAUUAGCCACUAUAUUAAAAAGUUACGAAUUGCCAUGAGAUUGUGUUGAACAGUAUGUUCUUUAGACUGCAUAUAAACCAUAUAAAUACGAGUUCAUAAACCUGCAUUUGUAAUAAAUGGCUAGAAAUUAAAAACUAAAAUCGAAUGUAUAUUGACACUGCGUAGAUUUGUUUAACCAUAAUGACUUUGUUGCUGAAUUCUUACAUAUCUUGUAAUCACUGUUGUGACAUUUAUAUUUGUUUUAUUUAUUAUGUACAAGUAGUUGAGUGUUGAUAUAAAUGUUGAAAUACAUACAGCAUAUCCUGCAAUGGCAUGAAUUUCUUAAUAUUUGACUGUGUUUUGCAUUCAUGUAUGAGGUUUCUGUGCGGUAUAUGAAUUGGUUUGUGUUUCUGGUUUUGCAUAUCACAGAUUUUUACAGAUGAUACUGCACUUAUGUAAAAAUAUGUUCAAGAACUGUUUUGAUGUCAAUGAAAAUAAAAGCUGAUGUUUUAACACA
This is a messenger RNA of Danio rerio (zebrafish), 1632 nucleotides long. It is a transcript of the gene nppa, whose product is annotated as natriuretic peptide A. Gene Ontology annotation, molecular function: hormone activity. Gene Ontology annotation, cellular component: extracellular region. NCBI's taxonomy places the organism in Eukaryota, Metazoa, Chordata, Actinopteri, Cypriniformes, Danionidae. The record is from RefSeq and is marked validated.